This is a messenger RNA of Pseudozyma hubeiensis SY62, 2502 nucleotides long. RefSeq names its product glycoside hydrolase. The transcript has a single exon. Lineage: Eukaryota; Fungi; Basidiomycota; Ustilaginomycetes; Ustilaginales; Ustilaginaceae. The coding region runs from base 1 to 2502 and encodes 833 amino acids. Gene Ontology annotation, molecular function: beta-glucosidase activity. The record is from RefSeq and is a predicted model, not a curated record.
AUGGCAGGCCAGUACGCGGCCAACGAUAUGUCUGAUGCUGCGCUCGGCAAGUCCGGUCUUUCGAUUCAAAAUGGUCGAUUUGUCGAUUCCUUCGGUCGCACUGUCAAUCUGCAUGGCGUCAACGUUGCUGGAUCCUGCAAACUACCAGCAACACCGAAUGGGCUGUCACAUCUGUACGAAGGCUUCUACGAAUCGCACCGAGUAGUCUCGUUUGUCGGGCGUCCGUUCCCGCUCUCAGAGGCACCGCUGCAUUUCGCACGUCUUCGCGCGUGGGGCCUGCCGCUCAUCCGUCUCUUGGUGACAUGGGAAUCGCUCUCGCACAAGGGUCCGGGCAUAGACGAUGUGGACACGGAGUACAUAGACUAUCUGGAGAAGCUGUUCGAGCUGAUGGCAGAGUACGGACUAAAGUGCUUUGUGUGCGCUCAUCAGGACGUAUGGUCGCGCUUCAGCGGUGGUUCGGGCGCACCAGGAUGGACGUUCGAGGCUGCAGGAAUGGAUAUGCAUGCAUUUACCUCGACAGGUGCUGCGUACAUUCACUGUGUAGACGAAAAGCAGAAGCGCGAAGAUGCACAAGGGUCGAGCAACGGCAAGGGCAAGGGCAAAAAGGAAGCAAGCGGGGCGUUCCUAUGGCCGUCAGGCUAUCAGAAGCUGGCUGCGAGUACGAUGGCGACGCUUUUCUGGGCAGGAGAUGCUCUUGCUCCCAAACUCACCGUCCAAAACGGUGGCAAGCAAGUCGGGAUACAGACCUUCUUGCAGGAAUCUUACAUCGAAGCAUUCGGUCUGCUGGCGGACCGGCUAGCUCCCAUGGAAGCAUUUCUUGGUUUCGAGCCCAUGAACGAACCGCAUCGAGGCCUCGUCAAUCUGCACGAUUUCCAUUCGUACAACUACAGCACCGACCUUCACAUUGGUCAUUUCCCAUCGCUCAUCCAGGCGCUCGCGCUGGGCAGCGGAUACAAGCAGCAAGUCAAGUUCUACGUCAAGUCGUGGCCCGUUCCCACGCGAGUAUCGCACAUGGCGACAAUCGAUCCAAAAGGCAAGUCCUGCUGGCUUCCUGCUUCGGGCUCAUCUGACGCAGAGUCAAGCACACCUGUGGGGCUAGGGAUGUGUAUCUGGCGAGCUCAUGGAGUAUGGGAAUGGGACGAGUCCAAGCAGUUGCCCGUGGUCCUUCAAUACGACUACUUCGAGAAGGAUCAUCGACAAGGUCGCGAAGGUCAAAGGAUCGAAUGGUACCGGGACUGCUUUGCACCCUUCCUCGCUCGCUUCACCGAGCGCAUCAAUAGCAAACGUUCCGCAGCGCUGACAUUCGUCGAGCCGAUUCCUAACGAGUUCAUCCCACCGUGGAUUCCAGCUCGAGAGAUCGAAGACCCCACCGUCGCUGCACAAUACAAGGAAGCAGCGUACAGUCAGAAGUAUGCCGUCCGGACGCUCAUCGACACACCUCGACCCGGUGGAGAGGCGCGGUUCGUCUACGCUCCCCACUUUUACGACCUCAACGUGCUGUUCGGUAAAGUUCACAGCUGGAUGAGCGUCAAUGUUCAAGCUCUGAGUCGAGGCGGGUUCCCCCUCACAUCUUUGUACUUUGGUCCGCGCGGACUCAAGAAAAAUUACCUUGCCCAGCUUCAGACCAUCAAAGACCUUGCGUACGCCUCUCUCGGAACGGUGCCGAUGGUCAUCGGUGAAGUAGGUCUGCCAUUCGAUCUCAAUCAUAAACAUGCGUACAGGACGGGAGACUACACGAAGCAGCACGAGUUGAUGGACGCGCUCAUCAGCGCCAUGGAGAAGCUCGGACUCGGAUUCACUCUGUGGAACUACAACCCCGACAACCGGGUCGAGUACGGUGACGGGUGGAAUUUUGAGGACUUCAGCAUCACCAAUGGGGAUCCUUUGUCGAACACGGCCUUGAAGCCGGAUUUCAGGAAUGCCGGGCAUGAAGAGGAUGACUUGUACAAGGGAGGACGUGUGUUGGAUGUCAUCAUCCGACCGUAUGCUGUCAAAGUUGCCGGUGUGCAGGUGUACACGGAGUUCGACGUAGAGACUUUGUUCUUCGAGGUGCAUUGGAAGAACUUCCCUCACAGCAGUGGAAGCGACAGAUCCUUGGUGACAGAAAUCUUCCUCCCCGCUUACCACUACAAGAACCAACGGUUCAGCAUCACCACCACCGACGCCGAAACCACAUUCAACGCCGAACUUCAGACGCUGUUCGUCAAGCACACAGAUACCCGACCGGGGGUUGUACACAAGCUCAAGAUCGAAUUGGAGGAUCCGCAGGGUCACAAGAGGUGGAGAUUGCAGCAGAGGAGGAAGUUGAUCAAGGCGGAAGGUGUUGUGGACAAUGUUGGUAGGAUGGUCCCGGAUGGUGUGGUGCUGUGGUGGGACGGGCUCAGCGCGGGGCAGGUAUGGAGUGUGGUGAUUAUAGGGUUGGUGGUGUUGGUUGGGUUGUGGAUGGCUGACCACCAUAUGAAGAAGCUGAUGACGCCAGGCGAGAGGGGCGUCGACCUCUGA